Molecule: messenger RNA, 930 nt
Organism: Aureobasidium pullulans EXF-150
Lineage: Eukaryota; Fungi; Ascomycota; Dothideomycetes; Dothideales; Saccotheciaceae
Product: Pam17-domain-containing protein
Exons: 2
Coding region: 104-751 (215 amino acids)
Biological process (GO): protein import into mitochondrial matrix
Cellular component (GO): PAM complex, Tim23 associated import motor
Source: RefSeq, a predicted model, not a curated record
AGAGUCGCGCCUGCCUUCUCCGCAAUCCAUCACCGAAGAAGUUGGAAGCUCUUGUGCUCCCAGCUUUCCAUCAGUCCGUUUCCGCCCAUACACAUAGACAACAAUGGCUGCGACAAAGAUGCAAGCGCCGCUGAGCAUCCUCAGGGCUUCCGCUCCUCUCACUCGCCCAAUCCACACAUCCGUCUUCUACGCCGCACAACGACCGCAAGCCUUGUCCUCGGCCCUCGUCCUCUCACGCCAUGCGUCAUCUGCCGCUUCGACCUCGUCCACUCCCACGCAGUCGCAAACACCACAGCUCUCAUGGGAUGAGUUUCUCAAGCUUCGCCGUUCUCGCCGCUUCAUCAACCUUGGCUCCUCUGCCCUCAGUGGUGCCGCCAGUGUCGCCAUCGCCGUUCCGGCUUUCGCCGAGUUCGAGAUUGAGAACAUUGGCGCACAAAUGACUGGUCUGGAUCCCAUGUUUGUCAUUGGUGGUAGCUUGAUGGGUGUUGGUGCUGUUGGUUGGUUGUUGGGUCCCUUCUUGGGAACCGCUUUUUUCAACAUCUGGAAGGGAAGCGUGAGGAAAGAGUUUGCCAGGAAAGAUAAGGACUUUUAUUCGCACAUCAAGAGAUUCCGCGCCGACCCUGCUAGCUCCUCUGUCAACAACCCCGUUCCAGAUUACUACGGCGAGAAGAUCAACAGCGUCGCCGAUUACAGGCGAUGGCUGAAGGACCAGAGAGCCUUCACCAGAAAGAAGAACAAGAACCUGCUUUAAGCGACCCGACCUUCACCUUACACUGUAUUACCACCAUUUUGUUCAGCGCAGGAAGCUUGAGCUAUUAGCGAAUGCAUAUCGACCUUUACGUCUAUUUGUCUGUGUUCAGUGAGUAGUUCAAAACUUGACUCGUAAUGUUCUACAUGAAAGCCUCUCCAAGUUCCCGAAAGAAUGAUCCA